AUGUGCAAAUUACCCUCACCCAGUACUGAAGGUCUCAUCCGGCUAAUUAAUAUGGCCUGCGCGGGACCCGAUAGGGACCUUCCAGGUGUAGUGGCUAUGGUCGUGGAUAAAAACGGCGACCAAGUAUUUGCCCACGCCGCUGGACAGCGCGGCCACGGCCAUGACCAUCUUGGGGUCAUGCAAAUUGACACCUUAUUCUGGAUCGCGUCCUGCACAAAGCUGAUCACUGGUAUCGCGUGUAUGCAGCUUGUCGAGCGGGGCGUGCUGACACUCGACGAUACCGAAAUCGUACAACGCCACUGUCCAGAGCUUCGCCAUGUGCGUGUUCUCCAGCCAGACGGUCGCUUGGUUGAGAAGCAGAGGGAUAUCACGUUGAGGAUGCUAUUAAGUCAUACAGCUGGGUUUGGAUACUCAUUCAUCGACGCCAAUCUGCGGGAUCACAACAGGCCACCUGGCGAGGCCUGGGAGUAUGGGAUCGGGGUGGAUUGGGCCGGGUUCCUCCUCGAGCGAGUUACCGGUCAGACCUUGCACGAGUAUAUGCAACAGCACAUCUUCCAACCUCUCAGGUUAAUUCACAUUUCAAUGGUCCCCAAUGAAGCGAAUCAGGCCAAAAUGGCCUGCAUGCAUCAGCAAGAUAGCAAUGGCCAGCUAUAUGUUCGGAAGGAGCACCCCUUUCAACGCUCACUUGCCAUCGGUCAGAAUCCCAAUGACAGCCCAUCAUCCUUUUGCUUCAGUGGCGGAGCGGGAUGUUUUUCAACGGCACAUGAUUACUGUCGAAUCUUAUCGACCCUCCUCAAUAGCGGCACCUGUCCUCUAACCGGAACACAGCUACUUUCCAGGGAGACUGUGGACGAGAUGUUCCGCAACCAGAUCCCUCAUCUGGCCCCGCUCAAUAGAAAGCAUAUGCCGGCUGCGAAGCCCGAGCUCACGACGGCUGCGACUGGGGGUGGGGGUCUGACUUUCCUCCUGAGUGGAGGUGAUACAGGUCGCUCGAUCGGGACAGCCCAGUGGACGGGACUGCCAAAUCUCCGAUGGUGGUGUGAUCGGGAGAAUGGGCUGGCCGGUAUUUUUUGCGCCCAGAUUCUACCGUUCGGCGAUCUGAAGGCGUUUGCUCUGGCAGAGGAAAUCGAGAGGCAGGUUUAUGCAGGGUUAAGCGAGGCUCGGAGGGGAAGACCUUGCUAG
This is a messenger RNA of Aspergillus welwitschiae, 1182 nucleotides long. Its product is annotated as serine hydrolase domain-containing protein. The record is from RefSeq and is a predicted model, not a curated record. The transcript is spliced from 6 exons. Bases 1 to 1182 code for a protein of 393 amino acids. NCBI's taxonomy places the organism in Eukaryota, Fungi, Ascomycota, Eurotiomycetes, Eurotiales, Aspergillaceae.